GAAACCCAGAUAAGUUGUAUUACUGAGCAUCCAGGUUUUCAGUCAAUUUGCCUUGAUUUCUGGGUGCUGGAGACGGCCAAUUACGCGUACAGGCAGCAGCAAGGCACAGAAAUCACACCAGAAACGAGUAAGCUAAAUGUUUUCUGUUUCAUCUGUUUUGUUACAUUUUAAGAUCGAUUUGCUUGGGUUGUUUCUGCCAUUGAUUUAAUAAUACAGUACUAGAGCUAGUUGUUUUUCGCUUCUUUCCUGGCAGGAAAUUUCGCUAAAUUGCCUAUAGAUAGCUUGUUCGUUAGUGUUGGGAAUAUCUCGGCAAACACUUCAGGGUCGCUGUGCCAUCUUGUGCGGUAAACAAUAUCCGAAACUUUUUUCCUGCGGAUUUUGGAUCCCCUUACACUGGAUUAAAACCGCCAAACCUUUGA
Pocillopora meandrina is the source of this 419-nucleotide messenger RNA. NCBI's taxonomy places the organism in Eukaryota, Metazoa, Cnidaria, Anthozoa, Scleractinia, Pocilloporidae. The record is from the annotation of a GenBank genome assembly.